AUGAAUAACGAUUCAGACACUGUCAAAAUCAGAUCCAUCGUUGAAGAAGGUAUGAUACUUCGGGUAGGAGACGGUAGCUCAAUUCGCUUUUGGCAUGACAGAUGGUGCGAAGCAGGGGUCCUAAAAUCUUUAUAUCCAAGAUUGUUUGCAAUAUCUCUUCAAAAACAAGCUCUGAUAUGCCAGAUGGGUGAGUGGAUUGGAUACUCUUGGGAAUGGAGGCUAGAAUGGCGUCGUCUUUUGUAUGAUUGGGAAAAUGAAGAGGUGCGCGCUCUUCAACAUAAAAUUGCACAUAUUGGGCCGAAAAGAGAUACAAAAGAUGGGGUUUUCUGGAAACAUUCACAAGUUGUGUCUUAUCCUACAAAAGACAUCACUUCAGCAUUAUCUGUGACCCUUGCUCCCUCCCUACCGAAAUCUGUAGUCUCCUUAAUCUGGAAAAAUUUUAUACCUCCAAGAGCAAAACUAGUUGUAUGGUUGGCAAACAAGGAAAAGCUGAAAACUGGAGAAUUGCUCAUGGAAAAGGGAAUCAUUAGCCCCCUCGACGCCAACUGCCCCUUUUGCGGUACGGAAGUAGAAUCAAUCUCUCACCUUCUUUUUGUUUGCAGAUUCUCUUGGACCGUUUGGAUGGAUAUUCUAAAAUGGUGGGGCCUCUCCGCUCCCCUCCAGAAUCAAUGUUCAAAAUUCAGUAUGCAAUGGUUGGGGUUGAUCAAAGGUAGGAAACACAGGAAUAUCUGGACCCUCACUUUGGGUUGCGUCUUAUGGUCCCAGUGGUACGAAAGAAACCAAAUUAAGUUCGAAAGGAAAGCGCCCAACCUUCGAAAUUUUGUGCUGUCAUUGAAGAUCAGGAUAGGAAUCUGGGCUAGGGAAAUGUUGGGCUCCUCUGGGCUUUUUGACCCUGAAAUGAAUUAUGUGGGAUGUUUUUUGUUUACAACUCUUGGUGCUUAUGUUUAUAUUUUAGUUUCUUCUCCCACCCCUAUGCUGUUUCGGGUGGACUGUUCCUCGUCGUCCCCUCGUCCCGAUGGCUUUUUCCCCAUUGGGGUUUUUUAUGCCGGAGGGUGA
Messenger RNA from Amaranthus tricolor (Joseph's coat), 1056 nucleotides. RefSeq lists its product as uncharacterized. The transcript has 3 exons. The record is from RefSeq and is a predicted model, not a curated record. Lineage: Eukaryota; Viridiplantae; Streptophyta; Magnoliopsida; Caryophyllales; Amaranthaceae. Bases 1 to 1056 code for a protein of 351 amino acids.